Messenger RNA from Phanerochaete carnosa HHB-10118-sp, 1853 nucleotides. RefSeq lists its product as uncharacterized. Lineage: Eukaryota; Fungi; Basidiomycota; Agaricomycetes; Polyporales; Phanerochaetaceae. The record is from RefSeq and is a predicted model, not a curated record. Bases 41 to 505 code for a protein of 154 amino acids. The transcript is spliced from 3 exons.
UUCAUCUACAGCGAAUGAAGCUCAUAUCUCAUCAGCACAAAUGGCAUACGCCGGUGGCCAUGCCGGGGCUUCCCCUGAAGCCCUUGGCUAUCCAUCACACAACCAGACGCCACUCCCGCGUUCGCAGUCGGCGGCAGCAGGGUCUGCGUACCCCCGCGCGUCUUCAUAUGCCUCUCAGCACCCGCCGUCGUCGUCGUACUCUUCGCAGUAUUUCCCGACGCCUGCGCAAUCCGUCCAGCUGCCGCAUGGCCAAUACCACGCGUCGCCGUCGCCCACGCACUACGCCCCACCCGCGUCUCCGGAGAUCGAGCGGUUCGCGUGCGAGAAGUGCGACAAGACGUUCUCGCGUGCACACGAUCGCAAGCGGCAUUACGAGUCACAGCACUCGACGCACCCGUACUUGCAUCGUUGCCGCUUCUGCACUAAAGAGUUCAGUCGUGCAGACUCGCUCAAGCGUCAUGUAGACAACGGAUGCGAGAAGGAUCCAUCAUUCCAGCCCGAGUAGAGCUUGUGCGGCCAGAUGUUCUUCUCGCCCCUUUUUUCUUUGCAGUCCGCGGCAUUUGAGUUUGAGCGGGUUCUCAAUGACAUAUUGUAGGAAUACUCACUAAGCCCCAUUUGUCUUGUCGCCGCUUUCCAUAUGUAUACAGCUUUGCGUCCGCUUUGAUAGGUCCGUGUACUUUAGCUCCUCCUAGACCCAAAUAUUGUUCAUAUGACAAAUUUAUUACGUCGUCCCGCGCUGUACCCAGUUGAGUUUUCCAUUUGCCCUAAGUGACUCGCGAUUGCCUAGUGUACUCUCCCAGCCGCGCGCCCCGUUGAUGAUCAGUCUCGGCACACGCAGUAAUAUGAUCUUGGAGACGCAGAGAAGGCGUUGGUCUUGCCAAUGUCGCGAGCACUGGUGUCGUGCAUGUUGACCAGAGAGCGAACGGGCGCUCGCCAGCUCGUUCUCAGAUCGUCACGACCUUCCCAUCAGCCAGGUAUCAUCGUCACUUUCGAUUACGCCAGACGAGCUCCAAACGCAAGCCCCGAUUUUAUCUCGAUGCGCCCCAACGUUCCCGAUUGUGUUUGUGUGAUGAGAGCUCCUACGGGAGAUGGGCAAGCGGAUGUCAAUAACCGGCAAUAAAAUCGGCGUCCACAACUCCUGCUCAUCGGUCGCUGCGCCUGCUUCUGCCGGCGGACACGAAUCAAAUUAUCUCUUAGCGCGGUGGGCCGGCGUGUCGGGCUCCUCGGAUGAAGCAAAUGUGCAUCUUGCUUUGUGACGGCGUUAUGACACAGCGGUCAUGUCCUGAGGAUUACCUGCCCUGUCUACUCUGCUUAGCGGCCCGCUCAACAUUCCGAGGGUUGUGCUUGCUGUAGCGUCCCAGGUUUCGGUAAUGGCGAAGUCCCGCUGUGCUAUCGCAGACCCACAUGUACUCGCGAGACGCUUCUCGCACGAGAAUCUGCGACUGGAGCGGAGUGCGCCAAAGGUCGUACGGCGCAGCGAUGCAGUUGGAGCGAAAGAGAGCCGUCUAGAGGGUUCAGACAGCUCUCCCGUGUGCGACAACAACGGAAAAUAGUCUCUCACCGGCUCCGCUGCGGUUAUUGACAAGGCACAGAACGACAAAAGGCCGCGCGAGGAUAGGCCAGGAGAAGUCUUCCUAGCGAGCCUGUCACCUUCGGGAUCCGAAGACACUGCGAAGUCAUGCAGUCCGCUUUCCAUAUGAUCCCUCCUUUCGGGUGCCUCUGUCUAGGUCCCCAAGCGAGCAGAGGGGCCAUGAGAACAAACGGCCAAUCCGUCGUCGGGUAGUUCGGGACGAGCAGCGCGUGCUCGAGGUGGUCUCCACUCUAUAUUCACAGGCGUAGCACGCGACUCCCAG